UUCAGGUGCGUGUUUACAUAAUUUUAUCAGACUCGUGUCACAAGUGAUAGAACAGUACGUACAGCCGACUCGCCUAAAAUGUCUCCGAUAAAGGACUUCACUCUGACUUACGACGCUCUCAACAAAGAAAACACCUUUUCUGAUGGGGACACGGUCACAGGCACAGUUAGUUUCACUUUGAAUAAAGAAACCAAAGUGAAGGGCCUUGUCGUGAAAAUCAAAGGGGAUGCGUCCGUCCACUGGAGAGAGGGAACUGGAGAUAACAGGAGAAACGUUAGAUCGCACAAGAGAUACUUGAAAGUCAAAGAAUACUUAAUUGCAGAAGAUGCAAAAGACAAUGUUCUUCCCGAAGGGGAUCAUCGCUUUAAGUUCAGCCUUAAAAUCCCACAGGGGGACAUGCCACCAUCCUUCAAUGGGAUUCAUGGAAAGAUUGUCUACGUGCUUAAAGCAAAGCUGUCCAGGAGCUGGCAUUUGCCUUCUUCAGAACAAAAAGAGCUCAAUUUUGUUUCCAGAUCCUUCCCACAAUCACAAUUGAUGUGUCCCCAGGCUGGAUCAGUCAGCAAAAAAGACGUCCAGAUGUCUGCCACCAUCAACAGAAAAGCUUGCUCUCCAGGUGAAACUUUGUCUAUUGGUGCCAAAAUCAACAACUCGUCUUCCAAAAAAGUAAAGCUCAAAUGCAGUUUAGAGCAGAGAACAGUGUACCGCGCCAUGGGCUCCAGGAGAGUCACUCACUACAGCCUGUGCAAAGUGGUUGGGGACACAGUUGCACCAAACUCAGAGGAAAAUGUCUCCUGCCAAUUGAAGAUUCCUGAAAAUAUCGUCCAUACUGUCCAUAACUGUGAAAUCAUCUCGGUUAAAUAUGAAAUUAAGGUGUAUGUGGACAUCAGCUUUGCCACCGACCCAGAGGUGUUGUUUCCACUGGUCAUUGCUUCUUCCAGCGUCCUUACCCAUCAGCUUGGUGAUGAUUUUGGUCCCUACCCAGCUGCAGCUAUGGGGGCCCCAAGCUACAGUGACUUCCCUGCCCCUGCUUACCCUUCUGGACCUUAUCCUGUACCUGCAGCUCCGGGUGCUUAUGGAUACCAGGCACCAGGUCCUGCUCCGUAUGGUUUUGCAAGUGCAGCUUUCCCCCCCUCUUUAGUGCAGCAUCAAGACCCUUCUGCUCCACCUCAGUUUCAACAUGGAGAACCUCCAUCUUACAUGUCUGCUUUCCCGCCUUCUGUCAACAGUAGCAGUGAGCCUGAUGGCAAAGCCUGAGCAUCAAAAACAACACAAAAUACUCAUGUAGCUGAUAAUACUAAUAAUACUACACUAUAAUAAUACUCUACUACUAUAAUAAUACUCAUAAUGUGUUUGCAAGUAAUGUAACUGAAACUAAAUUCUGAAAUUGUGCCACUGUUACAGUGUGUGUGUGCUACAGUUUUUAGUUAUCUUAUACAUGCAAACAUAUUGAAUGUACAUUGUGUGUGUGUUAUGAUGGGAAAUUACCUUUCUAUGCUCCAUGUAAAUCCCAUUAUUGUGAGAAAUUAUUAGAUUAAGAUUAGUAAUAGUUAUUUUGACUUUAUUGCUUACUUGAUUCAUUAAUUGAUGGCAGAGCCCAACAAAUCAGUUUAUGCCCUUUAGUUCAACAAGUUUCCUUCUAGGUGCAAGAUUAAAGUUGACCGAGGUGGAACCACCACCAACUGAUGUGGUUUUGAGUUGUAAACAAAACCCCAAAUAUUUUACAGAGAACAAGAUACUCUAUGACUUUCAGCCAUAAAGGGAACUUCUGUUUUUUUGUUGGCUGUGAAAUAAAUUGUUGAAAUUAAAUCGA
Thunnus maccoyii (southern bluefin tuna) is the source of this 1810-nucleotide messenger RNA. Its product is annotated as arrestin domain-containing protein 3-like. The transcript has 6 exons. The record is from RefSeq and is a predicted model, not a curated record. Bases 79 to 1254 code for a protein of 391 amino acids. Gene Ontology annotation, biological process: protein transport. NCBI's taxonomy places the organism in Eukaryota, Metazoa, Chordata, Actinopteri, Scombriformes, Scombridae. Gene Ontology annotation, cellular component: cytoplasm; plasma membrane.